CUUCAUUCGGCACAAUUUCCUUACUGUCUCUGUGAGCGAGCAGCAACAGUUACUACUAGUGUGAUAUACUCUGCCGAGUGAAUGAAGAUGAGGGCUCAACGAUGUGUUUCACCCGUACAGGCCGUAAUGGGGGUGAUGGAAGGCAAAGUCCACAAACCCCCACCAAAGACUGAGGGUGCUGAAGUGCUCAUGUACCUGGAGCGCCUGCAGCACCUGGUUCCCCUGUGUCCCAAGGAUCGUCCUGUGACCAAGUUAGAAUUGAUCCAGUCUGUCAUCGACUACAUUUACGAUCUUGAGGACGCCUUGGGCACCAGUGACGGAGACUCGUCUUCCGAGGAGGACAUGGACUUCGUCGAGAGUUCCUGAGAAGGGACGUAAAAGUCGUCGACUCGGGCUAUUGUGUUCCCGAGAGCGACGAAGAAGCGUCCAGAGUCAGUUGGGGCGCUAGGAUAGUGAAGAACUAUUGAUGGAGUGAGUGUGUUGUAGGACACUUGUCACACUGUCGUGGUGCUCUCUCCCCGCGCCCCUACUACGUGAGGUGCCAGCAUGACCUGACCUGGCCCUAACACCUCAACCCGACACCCAUCAAACCUGCCGGAUCACCCUAAAAGGCGGCUGAAGUAUGAAGCUUUACCGCAGUAGACGAGCCACGCGGACCUGUUGUAGUUAUGGUCCACGAGUAGUUACAACUGGUGUGAAUCUCUUAGAGUUGUCGUGGCCUCCCGUGGACGUGUCCCAGUGUACUAGAAGUGCUAUUUACACACAUCUCAGCGACAAAAGCUACCCAAAUAUGCGACAGUUCGAGAGUGGGUGGCAGCUCUGGCUGAGGAGGCUCGGGUGAGGACCAGUGUGAGUGAGGGUGGUGGCGGCGCCUUGGUGUGGGUGUGGUGGUGCAGGCACGGAGUGCUGCGUCCCCUGGCACUUUCAUCCAUCACCUGGUGAUCUGAUCAUCAACAUCGCUCUAGGAAAUAUAAUAUUUUAUAACGAGUGUCGUGUUAAUUUAGGUUAUAAACAAUAUAUUUAUUUAUCUAUUCAUUAAAAUAAAAUAAAAUCACCGAAUAUAGUUAUAUAAAAACCA
This is a messenger RNA of Homarus americanus (American lobster), 1078 nucleotides long. RefSeq names its product protein extra-macrochaetae-like. NCBI's taxonomy places the organism in Eukaryota, Metazoa, Arthropoda, Malacostraca, Decapoda, Nephropidae. Gene Ontology annotation, molecular function: transcription regulator activity; protein dimerization activity. Gene Ontology annotation, biological process: circadian regulation of gene expression; negative regulation of transcription by RNA polymerase II; cell differentiation. The transcript is spliced from 2 exons. Gene Ontology annotation, cellular component: nucleus; cytoplasm. Bases 82 to 366 code for a protein of 94 amino acids. The record is from RefSeq and is a predicted model, not a curated record.